UACCAAUAUCUGAUUUGGUUUUGAGGAACUGGAUCUUUACCACUCAAUUCGGUAUUACAGGCAAGAUAGGUGACAAAAAGGCUGGUACCAUGACUUUUUCUGAGAUUCCAAAAUUGCAACUUUGUUUCUGUUUGUUGCUGAAGUAAAGUCAAGUCAGAAGGAAUUCAACAGUGCACUGGGACUUACCAGGUGAAGAAGGUGAGGUGUAUCCCAGUAAAUAUCAUUUUAUGUAAGCAGCUCUUGUAGAAUUUUGAUGUUGAAAACCUACUGCAGAUACUUUGGAGAUUAAUGAUAACAUAAGUUUCAGAAAAGGUAUGUACCUCAUUGCUAAAUGUCAUACAGAAUUGCUUUAUAAAUUUAUCACUUGCUCUAUAUUGCUGGUGUAUUAGGAAAAAUUUCUUCACCAAAAGGGUUGUCAAGCACUGGAACAGGCUGCCCAAGGAAGUGGUUGAGUCACCACCCCUGGAGGUAUUUAAAAGACUUUAGUUGUGGUGCUUGGGGACAUGGUUCAGUGGUGGUCUUGGCAGUGCUGGGUUAACGGUUGGACUUGAUGACCUGGAAGGUCUUUUCCGACCUAAAUGAUUCUAUGAUUCUAUUCUGUAUUUCAUUACACCAAUGACUGCAGGCGUUUUUUGAUGUCAAGCAGACAUCAGCUGAGAUGUAUGCUAGAGCUGAAGUUUGUACAACUGCAAAUAACUAACUCUUUUCUAGUUUUGCCAUUUUCCAGAAAAAUGUGACUAACUUUAGAUUAUUUACUUUGUAUGUUCUGCCUCAGUGAUCAUGAAAAUGCAUUUGUUUAUCCAGAAAAGUGUGUCAUCUGAGCACUGUCUCUCAGUCAAGCUGGGCAGUGCUGUUUUGAGCAGUAGGUUACAACCUUUCAGUCUACAUGUAACAGAGAUAUGGCAAAAAGCUUUUAAUAUUGUCUAAACGGUAGGCUGAGAAAUUUCAAAGUGGUGUUACAGAAAGGGAAUUCCUAUUUCAACAAAUACUAUUACAUUUUUUUCUGGUCUGUUUAUUACUAACCAUUUUUUUAAAAAUGCAUACUAUGUAGUAAAAUUUAAAUAUUGUCCAAAACAGCACCUUUUUGGUUUUACCUUUUGCAUGUGUUGUAUGUGUUUAAAAACAACUCGCUAGCAAAUGCCCCUGUAAAGAAGACAAGUCUAUCUCCAUGCUGGUUCUCGAAUUUUCUCAAUGUUUGUGUGCCAUAUGGUUUUACAAUAAGGAAAACUCCUCAAAAGGCAUGUAGGUGGAUUAAAAGAGGAGGAACUAAGAUAAAACUAGUCAAAACUAGUAAAUGAUUUGUUUCAUUAAAUGCAAAAACCUUAACAUGGUACUGGGUAUACCCCAAGCAGGAAGUGUUUAGGUAUGCCAUCAGAGUGCAUUAGAGUGUUUCUUUGGGAUAGUAUUUUCUUAGAAUCAGUCGGAAAACAGAAGUUGGCUGGAAAAGUGAAGAGUAAGAAAUUCUGUUAUUCUGCAUUUAGUAGUUCACCAGUUUCCUUUUUGCUUUAGUCCUUUUUUUAGAAACUCCAAACCUUUAGAGAACUGAUUUUGCUGAACUGCUAGAAAACCUCCAUGUUUCCAAAGCAUAGAUAUGACAUGGUUGUUGUAUUUAUUAUGAACUAUUGAGUGUCACUAUGGAAGGUCAUAUCCAGGUAUGCUAUAUCAUCAACCUGGACCAACAUUUGUAUUCAUUAUUAUUUUGACGUGCAAUAAUAGCUGUUAGCUUCUCUUGCUCAUCCAGGUGGUGGUUCUUCCAUUAUUUGGUGGAUGCAUUUCUCCUGUUCUCACAUUCUAAAGUGAAUCCUGUCCAGUGUGGUUGUCCUUCCUUAUUCAGGAUUAAUGAUGGGGGGAGGAAAUAAAUGUGAUGACCUCUGAGUUUUCCUCACCCCCCACCCCCCGCUUAUAUCUGCUAAGUUCCACAGUACUUUUUGGUGUGGCAUCCUAUCCUAAGAAAGUUUCUAUCAACAUUGUCCUGAAAGUGUUGACAGAUGUGCCAGGAGUUAGACACCUGAAACAUGCUUGAAUCGGUAUGGGAGAUGUUCAUUUCCAUCAGCAGCAGCACAAAUUCCCACUGGGGAGACAUGAGUGGUAAGCAAGAGUGUAACUACAGUAAUACCAAGACUGGAGAAGUUCAUUAGUUGUCUGUGCUGGUGUUGACAUUCCAAUUUGACUGUCAUUUCUGCAGAGUUAUUAUGGCAGCACAAGGGCCUUUAGGUACAAUACUAAGUUCUUCUUGGAAUUGUUGCACGAGUCUGAUGUUUUAUUCCCCACUCCAUUAAAAACAAUUAAAAAUGGGCCGUUAUUUUCUAUUUAACUGGUAAGGGGUUUUAUGCUUCUGAAACUUCAGAUAAUUUCCAAAACCACUUUCAAGUCAUGAAUUUUCAUCACCGAACAAGAAAGUUAAUCUCAGGAUUUAAGACAUAAUCUGUAAUCAGUGUAUCAUUUCUGCAAAUCUGGGUUAUAUGUAAGUAAUCUCUCCAACUGCUGUUGCAGAUGCUUCACUUUGAUAUCACUUAAUUCAAUAGAAAAAUAAGAUCUAUUAAAUCCUAAACCUUUGGCAUCCCAUGUCUCUUUUUGGGGGAGAAAGGCAUGUUGCUGAGUAAGGAAUGUGUUGUGAUCAGAAUUCGGCAUGGAAUUUGUCUUUGCUAACUUCAAGCAUCUGCAGUAUAGAGAACUGCACUUACAUCGUAGGGCACUGUAUUGAAAAUAGGCUGGUUUGGAAAAAGAGAGGUCAGUUUUCAUUACUCAGAGGAAAGCACCAUGUGGACGUAAAUGCCAACAGUUGAAGGAGAUCCAGUUUCUUAGUAGGAUGUCUUAUCUGGAUGCCGUUAUAGGGCAAUAAAAUUUGUGUGCUUUCCACCAAGAUCUUUUCAGGGAUCUGUAGUGCUUGUUGCAGCGAUAUCAAGGCAUCGAGACUUUGGAAUCCGGUUCCAGUCAAGUGACUUUGUGGCUACGCUGAGGCUGAGAAGGCUGCUGAUGUGCUUCACAGAGGAUUAGGAGGGUUUGCUUUGCAGAGUUCAAAAUGAUUAAAGGGGAAGGAUAGGUUUCUGUAGGCGACCUUUAGGUCCCAGUGACUGGCUUUCCCUCUGCACACACAGUCACCCCUUCUUGUAAUUUUUUUUCUCUCUUAAAAAUUUCAGAAUACAACACUUAAAACCAGCUUAUGUUACAUAUAAAUGCCCAGAAACUAACUGAUUUUACUCUAUAGUUCUUCUAGCUGCUGAUUUGUUUCCUUUAGUAUGUUGUGUGAAGUACCAUCUUGAACAAAGGGUUACAGAAAAGUGAAGAAUUACAGAAAGGCGCAGAUCUUUGAUACAAAGAUUUGUCAGUCAAACUUAGCUUUGAAAAUCUCAUCUCUCUCUGAAGAGGUGCGUAGGGAAAAGUUACGUUUCUGGACAAGGAUUUUCUUACAUAUGUUCAUUUCAGGGUUGGCUGGCUGACAGGCUGACAUCAAGAUUUCAGAGAAGUCACUGUUAGGGCUGAUACCUGUUAAAUUCAAUGAGAAGUGCAGACCAAAAAAAAUCAGACAUUCUGAAAAGAGCUACAGAAUUAGUUGUAAAUAACUGCCUACAACUGUGUUAUUUUUUCUGUGAUGUAUUAUUUUGUUGCUGAUAAAAUAUGAAAUAUUUUUUCCAAAUACGUACCCAUCCAUGCUAAUAUACUGACCAGUAAAUAUCAAGAGUUGCUGUAGUCACUGUAUCUUUACAUUAUUCAGAUUUUUGGUUAGUAUGUUUUGAAUUUGAGUCCAGAUUAUUUAAGUAUAUUCCAUUUAAUCUUUAUGGAUGAAAUUUUCUUACUGCAUCCUCCACUUAGUACCUUCCUGCUCAGCAUGACAUUUAAUGAAAUUUCAGAAUAGCAGUAGCUCUUUAGUAUCUAUUACUGAAACAUCAUUUAGAGAGACAUCCAGAAACAUGUUGUUUGGUCUUGCAUUGAUUUGUGAUACAUUUUGUAAAACUAUGUUAAUGAGAUGACAACUAUAUUUAUUUAAAUUGGUUUAAAGUGUUCAAGAUUGUUCUGAAUUGCAAGGUGUAAAUUUGUUUAAUCGAUAGAAGGUUUUAUUUGAGAUUUUAUCUAUUUUAAAAAGCAGGUGAUCUGUAUUUGAUCAUCAUAUUAACAUGUAGUACCUAUUCUUCAAAUUGAAUGCCACAAAUACAUUGUUACUGAAAUACUUUUACAUUUAACUAUUUUUUUUCACAUAGGGAGACGAUUUUUAAGAAUUCUGAGCACCUGUUGACAAAAGCAAAGCAGAAGAAAAAGCGAAAAAGAAACAAAAAAGUGAAAGGUAAUCACACAGAAAGUAUGAAGAAAAUGUUAGAGGGAGCAGCUCAUCCCCCAGUUCCAGAUGACCAGGACAUACCAGAAAGUGCAGAGGAUGAUUCAGAAGAAAACAGCAAAUCAUUGUGCACAUUCAGAAAAGGUCCAGAGGAUCCAGUAACAGUUUGUGAAGAGCAGCCUGACGGUGAUGAUGAAAGCCUAAAACAAGCUGCAGUGGGUUCAAGAGAAAGGUUUCCCAUCACUGUGUCUGAGGUCUCAACAAUGUUGAACAGUGCAUUGAGAAAUGAACUGCCUGUAGAAAGUGACAGUUCACUUCUAAUAGAUAUAAACCCUUCUCCUACUGAAAACCUAACCAAAUAUGCAUUAGAUGAUGAGGAAACAAAUCCAAGGCACAAAGAAAAUCUUUGCAGAAGCAGUUUCCUAAAAAUAAGCAGUGAUAAAAAUUCCAUCCAGGAAACAGAAGGCAUCUCUGAGGAUUGUAACGCGCCACUGUUAAGCACAGAAAACAAAUUUGGAUCCUAUCAGAGUACGUUGGAACCUGACAUGGAAGCUAAACUGUUAAGUUUAAAUGGUGAAGAAAAAGAAAUCUCUCAGCCUUGCAAUUCAAACGUACGUGAUAACAUGCCUGAUAAUAACACAGGGGACAAAGGUGCAUUAAAAGCAGAAGAGAAUAGCUCUAAUGCCUGGGGGUUUUUUUCAGUUAAUUUACUUACUGAAGAAUUGCAGUUGGGCUUUGAUAACCAAGUUUCUCUUUCUUCUUCGUCUGAGGAUAAAUUUGUAGGUGAACAAAGACCCCCAAAAAUGAGGAAACCUAAACAGACUCAUACGAACUGUUCAACACAGCUAAACUGCUCUCAGUCAAAUGAAGGAUUGGUAAAGGAAAACCAUCAUGUAACGGUAACUGAAGAGGCUGGCAAUGUAAUAAGCAACGGUCUGUUGGCAACUCCAGCUGGUGAAGUGCACUUUGAUUCCCUUGUGGAAACCAGGGCCACCUUCAUGCAGCGUUCAAGUGAAGUAAAUGUUCCAAGAAAUGAUGCUGCACCAAUUAUAUCAAAGAGGAAAAAAUACAGAAGAAUUGUCAACUUGGCACCGAAGUUUAAUCUACCAAGACAGAUUGGUGGUAGUACAGAGGAAGGGAAGGAAGUUUCGAUAAAAGAUGAUGUUCCCCAAAAAAGUGUUUUGGAAGUGAGGCAAAAAAGCUUUCUAAGCAAGAACCAUGGAGAGGAAUGUGAACAGGCCCAUGCUCUGCAGGAAUAUUCUGCACCUUACAGUGGCACUGAGGCAACCUAUUCCCUACUCACCCUGGAUACAGAUGCUCUGUUACAUGAUAUUUCUUACAUUCAUUCAGAACAAUCUUCUACACCAAAAUAUUCCUGCAGGGUUUCUGUAGUUUCCAGGAUGAAGGAGGAGCAAGCUAGAACUCUUAAGCAACAACAGGUGGUUGAUAAAAAAGAGGGCGAGAGUGAACAGUGUUCUUCAGAGGUUACAAAUAGCCAACCAGAUAUUGUGUCUUCUGUUAAAGUUUUUUCUGAAUAUCCAGAAGUUUCUAGUAUAUUGGCAAGCUGCAGUGAAAGCGUGCGUGAAGCAGAUGACCCUGAGCCAGCAGAGGCCUCACAACUUGAAGAUAAUCAAGAUGAGAAUAUGAGAUGUAGUUUUCUGGGACUUCCCUUAUCGUUAGGAUUUGCUUUUCAACUUGUGCAGCUCUUUGGUUCUCCAGGUCUUCCACUGGAAUCCUUGUUGCCAGAUGAUUAUAUAGUUCCUCUUGACUGGAAAGUUUCAAAGAUGAUCUAUUUACUGUGGAAGACCUCUGUGGAGGAAAAACAGAAAGCAAAUCUAUCACAGGAUGGAAAUGCCUUGGAUUAUAUUAUUAGUCUUGAAGAUCUAAAUAAAAAUCACCAAGAGAAUCAAGACUCUUCGGAAACACUUCCAGAAGUGGAGCUGUUUCAAGGGGUGACAGAGGAGAACAUCCUGACCCAUGCUAGCACUGACAGUCUGGAUGAUGUGUUUCAUCGGUUGUGACUGACCAUCUUAAAUUCUGCAUGAAGGAAAAGUUUUAUUUCAGAAACGUCUCACUUUGAUUCCACCAUGGAAGGACUUCAGUUGGCCACCAAGGAUUUAAAAUGUGAGGAAUAACCUGGAAGAAAGUAACCGCUGUAGAGAUUUGGUGUGAAUCUUUGGCUAUCUUCCCUUCCCACCCCCCUGCAGCCCCCUGAUAUCAACUUCUUUGUCCAUAGAAUAAAAAUCAAAAUGGAGAUAACUUUGUCUUGUGUGGCAAAAGGUCACUUUCUGAAGUCAUUUGGGAUUUAUACCUUCUCAGUAUAUCCUUGAGUGUCAUACGAAGAGAUUGAGAGCAGAGACCAGUAAGCAGAAAAGAGCUGUCUUGUCAGCACGAGUUGUGACCUUCAGGCUCUGGUAUCCAAAAUAUUGCCCCAAGAACUGGUACAUGAACUGCUAGGGAUGCCUACCUGCAGGGAAAGGUGCCUGUUACGUGUCUUAUCCUACUUCUGCCUUUUGUCCUGUCAGGCAUAAUUACAUCCCAGUCUCUUUACAACUUCAAGUGACGUAAGUCUUCAUUAGUCACUCCUUUUCUUUCAUCCGGGGGUACACAACUUGCCUUCUCCUGAAACCAGGCCUAAUGAUUCCCUUCAACUAGACUCGGUUGGCACUAUAGAAAUAAGGAGAAAAUUUCAGUAUAGACCUGAUUCAAACACACUGGAGGAAAGAUGCGCAUGGUUUGUGGCAGACUGAUAAGACCUAUAACUAGCACUGGUAAUCAGUGAUUUGACGUUUCUGUUAGUAGUAUUCCUUUUGCCAUUUUUUACUUAAAAUUCUUAGGAGGUGAGGAGAAAUUUAAGCUAAAAAUAGUGGGGGGGUUUGUGUGCAGUUUUGUUGGUUUUUUUUAAGUAUCGUGGUUUUCCUUCAACAUUAAGCAUGGUGGUUAUUCCUUAGCUAGAACAGUAACCUUACCAGUAGCAAUUCUGUUACUGAGGAAAUUGUCCCAGUAACAUGAGUGGAGUAUUGGUUUCCAGGGGCAGAUGAGCAGCAGAAAUCAAUGAACCCUUGACAGUAAAAUCUAAAAUUUUCCUUACAUACAUAUGUAUGUAAGGCCCACACGGGUGUCAGGAAAGUUGGAAAUACGUUACGUAUGUAGAAUGAGCUAAAUUACAUAGGCGAUGAAUUUCAUCCCAUGAUCUUAAAACACAGUUUCCUGGGUUUUUCUCUGAGGUGUGGUUAGAUUAAUCUAGAUUUUUUUUUUUUUUUUUGUGUGUGUGUGUGUAUGUAGGCUGUAAACAGGGCAAUGCUUUCCCACCAGCUCUCUGUUGGUGUUGCUUUUCUGGAAAAGCACUAAAUUGCCCUGAUGUAUUGCUGUGGUCUGUAAAAUAGCGUGACACGUUCUGUGCCAUCUGUCUUUGAAGUGGUGCUUGUGAUGCCUGGGAAUGGAGUGCUGAGGGUCAACUGAGUUCAUGAUGGCACCUUCACUGGCAGAAGGCCGUGAGUGUAACAACAAACGGGAGGAGGAGGAUAGCUCCUCAUGAAAAAAAUCAUGAGUGCUUGCUGAAAUAGCAAAUAAUGAAGAAGAGACAGGCAAAACAGAAUGGAGGGAGGUGGAAGGACACAUCAAAUUACACCUAAUUAACUUAAUUAUUAAUCAGAAAAAUAAUCAGAAAGAGCAGCCUUUGUCAAUUAAGAGACGUGCAUAAGGCAAGGUAUUUCUUUGCAGUGAGAGGGAGUGACAGAAAAGAACGAUCUCCUCAGGGUGAGAAAAGAUCAUUGAGAAAGGGAGAAACAAGGAAGCUUAGGUUGUGUGUACUUGUCAGAAAUAUUUCCCUCUUUUGCGGCUUCCAGAUCCAGAAUAUUUAUCCAUUUAUUCUUUCAUCUCUUCCUCCUCAUCUUUCCCGGCACCCUUUUCAUUGUGCAUCAGCUGAACAGCCAGUACCUGACUGCAGUCAUGCUGAAGCUCCACCCACCAUGGUCUAAAUUCCCAAUGUGUCCCCGCUCUCCACUUAAAAAAACACUUGCGUAUACAUGUAAGCGGUUAAAGAUGGAUGUAUUUCUAAACUAAUGUUGUAUUUGAACUGGCAAAUUCACUGGCUGCACUUUUUUUCAUGCAUUUCUCUGUACACAUGUGAUGUUUUCCUUUCCUUGGUUAGAAACGUGCUGCUCUUCUACCAGCAGAACAUUAUACAAAAUGUCAUGGGGAGAAGGAAGGCAAUUCUGCUGGCUGUAACCACAGCUUCGGGUUUACCGGAUGUACCAGUCGCAGCAGAAAAGUUAGUGUGGUUUCAAGAAAAUGUCACUCAAGGAUCAGUAUUUUCUUCCUACUUCUGUUUGUUGAGGGAGAAAUCUGAAUGCCUGUAUUUUCUGUUACUGAGUACUGACCUUUCAGAAUGCUUAAAAUAAAACUGGUUUGCAAAAUCUCACAGUAUUGGUUUAAGUUUACUUUAAACCCCUCUGGGAUCUCAAAGUUUAUGUAUUUUCUUUCCUGUCACUUUUGGUUUUUUUCCCCACUUGCUUCAGCUGGGGUGGGUGUGCCACAUCCCGCGGUGGGAUAAGCUUUCCCCCUGUACGCGAACACUCUCUUUAGCGCUAUUUGCAAACUUUACAGCCUAAAGCUCCAGCGUUGUAGCGGGGUGGCGGCGUGUCCCUGAGGCUGGCUUCUCGCCCAGCUGGCGUCGGUGCUGUGCAUGGCUCCCAGAGGCAGAGCGUGAUCCCGCACCAGCUAUUCUUGGUUUUGCUGGAGACUCUUAAUAUUGGCUUGUGUGGUGACCAUGUUAGAGCAGAUCAGGUUUCCUGGUUAAAUUUUGUUACGUUUCCUGCAGUUUCUCAUGUGGUAUGUUUGAAAAGCGAUGCUAACGCCGGCGGCGUGACACGGAAAGUGACCUGUGCGGCGCAGGGCCCUUGUUCAGGAGCAUCUGCUUGGAGUCCUCGUCUGCUUUUGUGGUAGGGUGGGAUCCGGUGGCUCCAGCACUGCUGGGGGUGGGGGGAGAGGAAAACAAGGGUUGGACUGAGCCGGCGGUCCGGCGGAGAGCCCCGCUUCCCCGAGACAGCUGAAACAUGACUAUCCCAGUGCUGUAGUUCUUAGUACUGAUGACUUCUUUAUCAAAAAUGGUGUAUACGUGUUUGAGCCUGACUUCCUCGAGGAUGCACACAAGUGGAACCAAAAGAGAGGCACGUGAAAAUCGGUAUGAAGUUAUAUUCCAAGAACCAGAUACACCCUGGAAGUUCAACGUUCAAGAACUGACAAG
This is a messenger RNA of Falco peregrinus (peregrine falcon), 9521 nucleotides long. RefSeq names its product NEDD4 binding protein 2 like 1 (gene N4BP2L1). NCBI's taxonomy places the organism in Eukaryota, Metazoa, Chordata, Aves, Falconiformes, Falconidae. Gene Ontology annotation, molecular function: transcription corepressor activity. Bases 4300 to 6294 code for a protein of 664 amino acids. Gene Ontology annotation, cellular component: nucleus. Gene Ontology annotation, biological process: negative regulation of transcription by RNA polymerase II. The record is from RefSeq and is a predicted model, not a curated record. The transcript has 7 exons.